Tilletiopsis washingtonensis is the source of this 1908-nucleotide messenger RNA. RefSeq names its product glycoside hydrolase. Lineage: Eukaryota; Fungi; Basidiomycota; Exobasidiomycetes; Entylomatales. Bases 306 to 1766 code for a protein of 486 amino acids. The record is from RefSeq and is a predicted model, not a curated record. Gene Ontology annotation, biological process: glucan catabolic process. The transcript is spliced from 7 exons. Gene Ontology annotation, molecular function: beta-glucosidase activity. Gene Ontology annotation, cellular component: extracellular region; cell surface.
CGACUCCGCCCGAUGGGGCAGGUCGGAGGCCUCGCUGGGCAUCCGAUGUGCCGGCGCUGCCUCCUCGCCGGCCGCACUGCAGCACCCAGAUGCAGCAGCAGACAUCGCCGCAGCUGCGAGGGAUGCGGCGGAGCGAGUGUUGCGUCGUCGGCGUGCGGCGUCCUGCUGCUGGCACCUGCUGCCGGCCUCCGCGUCCGCCAGCUGCUCCUCUCCAUUCACCAUCCGCACUCCUUCUCUCUGUCUCGGGUUGAUCCCGGGCGCCGCUCGCUUCCCUGCGCACCACACACUCCUUCACCUCACCCACCAUGCGCUCCCUCCGCACGGCGCCGGCCGCCGUCUCGCUCCUCGUCUCGCUUGCCCUCCUCGCCGCUGCGGUGCUCGCGGCGCCGCUCGAGCCGCGCCUCGCGCACAAGCAUCGCUCGCUGGCGUCCGCGGCCGUGUCGGCGAGCAACGUCAGUGAUGCUGCGAUGCCGGCGGGCAACGUCAGCGACGCUGCGCUGCGGGCCGUGUCGGCGAAGCGCAUCAACGCACGCUUCGGGCGCGACAAGCUCGUGCGCGGCGUCAACCUCGGCGGCUGGUUCCUGCUCGAGGCCUGGGAGACGCCGCACGUCUUCCUCACGUCGGACAUUGAGCGCCAGCAGCUGUCCGACGAGUGGGCAUGGAUGGGCGCCAAGGGCGCGCGCGCCAAGCCCGACCUCGUCGCCCACUACAACUCGUACUACACCGAGCAGGACUUUGCCGAGAUGGCGCAGGCGGGCCUCAAUACCGUGCGCAUUCCCCUGCCCUUCUGGACGUUCGUGCCCACCGUGUCGCCCGAGCCGUACCUGGUGAACCGGCAGCGCGCGGCCCUGCGACGUGCCCUCGGCUGGUCGCUCAAGCACGGCCUCGACGUCGUGCUGGACCUGCACGCGCUGCCCGGCAACAUCAACGGGCAGGACAACGGCGGGCGCCUCGGCCAGCAGGACUGGGCCAAGGACCCCAAGAACCUCGACCGCUCCAUCGCGGCGCUGCAGAACAUGGUUGAGCUCUACGUCAACAACGCCUCCUACGGCGGCGUCGUCAAGGCGAUCCAGGUGGCCAACGAGCCGCGCAUCAACGCGCAGCUCUCGCUGCCCUUCCUCGGCGCCUACCACAAGCGCGCACUCGCCGCCGUGCGCAACGCCGUCUCGCCCACGGCCCUCGUGCGCCCGACGACGAUGUUCAGCGACGCGUUCCAGGACGUGACCAAGUACAACUACAUGUUCCCGCAGGGCGACUUUCCGCCGCAGCAGCUCGUCGUCGACAAGCACUUCUACUUUGUCAAGCAGUGGGACCGCAGCCUGCCGGACAACGACGAGGAGCUGCUGCGCCACGUGUGUGCCAUCGGCCCGCGCCUGCGCAAGGCGCACGCCGUGCGCCCCGUCGUCGUCGGCGAGUUCUCCCUCGGACGCACGACGCGCUGCGUCGACUACCACGACUGCAAGGGCCGCACCAUCGCCCACGACCUGCCGUCGCUCAACUCGAAGAGCAACAACCUCUUCAUGCGCCGCUUUGCCGAGGCGCAGCUCGCCACCUACGAGCAGGCCGGCGGCUGGAUCAUGUGGACGUGGAAAACGGACGCAGCAGCGGCGUGGUCGUACCAGGCUGCACGCAACCAGGGCUGGCUCCCGUCCGACGUCAGCGACCCCACGCAGCGCCUCUACACGCCCGCACCCGGCUCGGCGACCGACCAGCGCUGCGUGUCCGAGCAGCCGUCCCGUGCGCCGCGCUUCGCCAUGCAGAGCUAGCGCCUCUGCCUCUCUGCUCCUUCUCGUGUGCCCUGCGCGCGCACCCCGCACGCCCUCCGCGCCACCUCGCACACCCUCUGCGCCACCCUCAUUCCUGUCGCCCGCAUACAUACAUAUCCAGAAUCCAUCGCAUUCACUUGGC